UUGCCGUCAGGAUUGGCUUGGGUAUCCUGUACAACUUAUAACGAAGCACUACUAAUAUCAGGUGUGUGUUGUUGCGCCUCAGCAUGGCUGUGGUCAUCCGCUUGCAGGGUCUCCCAAUUGUGGCGGGGACCAUGGAUAUACGCCAUUUCUUCUCUGGAUUGACCAUCCCGGAUGGUGGUGUACAUAUUGUAGGGGGUGAACAUGGUGAGGCUUUUAUCGUUUUCGCCACAGAUGAAGACGCAAGGCUUGGAAUGAUGCGAACAGGGGGGACAAUCAAGGGUUCUAAAGUGUCACUGUUACUAAGCAGCAAAACAGAAAUGCAAAAUAUGAUAGAGCUUAGUCGUAGGCGUUUUGAAACUGGCAGUGUUGAGGGAACUGCAGGAAACGGUAAUAGGUCAGGGCCACCUGUCAGCUCUGGAGGAAGUGGAAGGGGUAAUUUGCCAACCACUGCACAAGGUUUUAGUAAUACCACCCAAACCACUGCUACCACAUCCUCUGCUGCACACGAGCCUGUAAGCAACAAAAACGCCCAGACUUUUGCUACUACUAGCAUGGCAAACAUGCCCCCCAAUUUCAGCAAUAACUUUAGCAGCCCAAGUCUUAGCAUGGGCUCCACCAUGACGACUGCCAUGUCCUCGUUGAACUCUGUACCUCCUCCCAUACCUGCCUUGCCCACCAUGCCAACCUUACCACCCAUGCCACCCAUGCCAGUUCCACCACCGGUGUCCACUUUACCCCCAGUGCCAGCAGUUAACCCAUUAACCUCUGUGCCCCCUGUCCCUCCCAUGACACACAUGCCCCACCUCUCCGCUCUGCCUCCCUUUAAUCCAGGGGUUCCUCCUCCAGUCGGACCGGUGACUGGUGGACUGGCUGCUUCAGGGCCACCCUUGUCACUUGGAAGCCCCAACCAUAUGUUUCUUAAUCCUUUGAACCCGCUUGGUCCCUUAAAUAUCCAAGCUCACUUGAAACCAGCAGUGACAAACCCAGAUGAGUUGUUUAUCAGUCUUCAGGGCCUACCUUUUUCAGCAGCUGAGAUGGAAAUCAGAGAAUUUUUCCAUGGAUUGGGCAUAGAUUCGGUUAGAUUAAUUAGAGACAACCUUGGCAGGAGUAGUGGCAGGGCCUUGGUGAAAUUUUUUGCACCGCAAGACACUUUUGAAGCACUCAAAAGAAACACUGGAAUGAUUGGCCAGAGGUAUGUUGAGAUAUCUCCAGCCACAGAGAGACAGUGGAGAGAGAGUGCAAAUGGAGGGCAGAAUGUAUCCAAAACUGGCAGUGACCCAGAGCAAAACCGACAUCGGCGUGGAAGUUCCAGUUCAGCAUCUCCAUCUGGCCGGGAGCGUGCAAGGUCUCGAUCCCCUCACAAACAAGAGUUCUGUGUCUAUUUGAAAGGACUGCCUUAUGAAGCAGAAAAUAAGCAGAUAUUUGAGUUUUUCAAAAACCUGGAUAUUGUCGAAGAUAGCAUUUAUAUUGCAUAUGGACCCAAUGGCAGAGCGACAGGGGAAGGGUUUGUGGAGUUCAGAAAUGAAAUGGACUACAAGGUUGCACUUGGAUGCCACAUGCAAUAUAUGGGUAGUCGUUUCAUACAAGUCCAUCCCAUCACAAAGAAAGCUAUGUUCGAAAAGAUUGAUGUCAUUCGCAAAAGGAUGCAAGGUUCCCAAGGUGACCAGAAAAAUAGUUCAGGAGAGGGAGGAAAAAGUGUCAGAAAUUGUGCUCACAUCACAAAUAUUCCAUAUAACGUGUCAAAGAAAGAUGUACGUCUGUUUUUGGAUGGCAUUCAGUUGUUUGAGGACAGCCUUAAAGUGUUGGUUGAUGGCAAUGGUAAUGGCCUCGGUCAAGCUGUCGUGCAGUUUAAGUCAGAAGAGGACGCACUGAAAGCAGAGAGAUUGCAUAGGCAGAAAUUAAAUGGAAGGGAUGCUUUUGUCCAUUUGGUCACUUUCGAGCAAAUGAAGGAGGUUGAAAGAAAUCCACCCCCACAAGCAAAGAGAGGACAGAAGUCUCAAGGCAAUUCACAGGCACAUGCUCACGCCCAAGCACAAGCCCAAGCAUCACAUGCCUUCCCUGCAAUUACAGGAGAAGAGUUCAACUUUCUCAGAAAUGCUGUUGGAAACCUUAAUAAUGGCCCUCCAUUUGUAACGCCAUUUACUGCCCCUGGUAAUGGACUUGCAGGUCCGCCUCCCCUACCACCAAUUGGCCCGGCACUAGGAGAUGUCUCGCUGGGUGUCCCUCCACCUAUGGUUGGAGGGCACUUACCCGGUCCGGUGCUGGAGCCUCCUGGUUUCCGCCCAGGACCCGGAGGGGCUGCAGGACCACCUGGCUUUGUGGGAACACCAGAAAGUUUAAGGGGUAUGCCACCUUUUGACAAUGGAUCAUCAAGGAAGGGAGGUGGUCACAGUCGUGGGGGUGGGCAAGGCCGCACAGGUGGCUCGCAAUCAUCUUUUGGGCCUAAUGCUGACAAUCUGAGGGGUCCUGCUAGUGGAGGUCCUGGUAACCCACGUCCCACCAUUGUCAAAAUCCAAAAUAUGCCAUUUACAGUAACGGUUGAUGAAAUACUUGAUUUCUUCUAUGGAUACCAGGUAUUACCUGGCUCUGUAUGUCUGCAGUUUAGUGAGAAGGGCAUGCCCACAGGGGAGGCAAUGGUUGCAUUUGAGUCUCAUGAUGAGGCAAUGUCUGCCAUCAUGGACCUAAAUGAUCGACCAAUUGGCUCACGCAAAGUUAAAAUCACGUUGGGAUGAGUAUCAAGCCUCUUGUUUUGAUAAUAAUAGACUUUUGGACAGAACGAAACAAUUAUUUGUGUAUUUUUAGUCACACGCAGUAGGGCUGACUUAAAAAAAAAAAAAAAGAAUAUAUUG
Messenger RNA from Chanos chanos (milkfish), 2849 nucleotides. It is a transcript of the gene rbm12, whose product is annotated as RNA binding motif protein 12. The transcript is spliced from 2 exons. Lineage: Eukaryota; Metazoa; Chordata; Actinopteri; Gonorynchiformes; Chanidae. The record is from RefSeq and is a predicted model, not a curated record. Gene Ontology annotation, molecular function: RNA binding. The coding region runs from base 84 to 2732 and encodes 882 amino acids.